CUUUUAAAAUACGGAAGCGUGAAGUUCAUUCAUAUUCAUCCCGUCUAAGUGCAGAGAGUUCUCGAACAUUCAUCCUUCUUCUGUUGAGCUUUGCUGCGUUACUUUCAAUAUGUCUUACUCAAGGAGGUCAAGAUACUCUCCAUCACUAUCCCCUUAUGACAAGCGUCGUGGAAGGUCUGUGUCAAGGUCUCUCUCUAGAAGCCGCUCCAGGAGUGCCUCAAGCGAUGCAGAGAACCCUGGUAACAGUUUAUACGUGACCGGAUUGUCUCACCGGGUGACAGAAAGAGAUCUUGAGGAUCAUUUCUCCGAAGAAGGAAAGGUAACUGAUGUUCACCUUGUCCUAGAUCCACGGACUAGAGAGCCUCGUGGUUUUGGUUUUAUCUCCAUGGAAACUGUUGGGGAUGCUAACCGCUGCAUCAGACAUCUUGAUCACUCUGUUCUCAUGGGCCGCGUCAUUACAGUUGAGAAGGCAAGACGUCGUAGAGGACGUACCCCGACUCCAGGAAAGUACUUGGGUCUGAGAGCCGCUCGAGGACGACAUAGGUCUCCUAGCUACUCUCCACGAAGGUCUAUUAGCUAUUCUCGUAGUCGCAGUCGAAGCUACUCAUCUGAUCGUAGCAGAUCUUAUACCCCUAGCCAUCGGAGGAGCAGAAAAUCAUUAUCCAACUCACCCUACUAUAGGCGUGGCAGAUCUUACUCUUCUUCGAGAUCUCCAUCACCUGAUGAUCGUUACUACAGGAGACGUGACAGAUCAGAGUCACCUUACUACAGACGGCGGUACAGGUACAGGUCAUACUCGCCUGACUACAGAGCACGGGACAGAUCAUACUCACCUUACUACAGGAGGCGGUACAGGUCCAGGUCCAGGUCAUACUCGCCUGACUACAGAACACGUGACAGAUCAUACUCACCUUACUACAGGGGAAGAGACCGGUCCUACUCGCCUUAUUACAGAGGGAGUUACUCACCUGAAAGUCGUUACCAUAAAAGGUACAGGUCGGUGUCGAGAAGCGUAAGCCCUGUGAGGAGAAGCAGAUCACGGAGCUUAUCACCUAAGAAGGGAAGGAAAGUGAGCAGGAGGAGCAAGUCUCACAGGCGGGACAGCCGAUCUUCCAUGAACCAUUCGAGGAGCGCAAGAUCAAGCACCUCUCGAUCGGUCAGCCCGUAAUAGAGUUCUUCCAGUUCUGCUUUUACUUUAAUGUUGACAUAAUCACGUUGCGUGUGUUGUAAUAAAUAGUUAAGGUGAUUCUCUAUUUACUUGGGAAUUGAUGACAGAAUAGUGUCCGUAUGUUACGAACUUAUGAUGGUUUGGUGAAUUGGUGUUGGUCUUGUAUUAAUCAGAUCACAAUCUUCUUGUAAAAUUAGUUUCUUGUCUUCUCAAGUCGCAUGAGUAUCAUUUUCUUAGUUA
Molecule: messenger RNA, 1408 nt
Organism: Brassica oleracea var. oleracea
Lineage: Eukaryota; Viridiplantae; Streptophyta; Magnoliopsida; Brassicales; Brassicaceae
Product: serine/arginine-rich splicing factor SR45a
Exons: 7
Coding region: 110-1168 (352 amino acids)
Biological process (GO): positive regulation of mRNA splicing, via spliceosome
Cellular component (GO): spliceosomal complex
Molecular function (GO): RNA binding
Source: RefSeq, a predicted model, not a curated record